CGCAGCGUUUUGGGGGGUCUUAGGUGUCAAACCCUCUCACCUACCAAGGCCUGCAGAAAGAUUUCAGCACAAAAUUUGGAUUUUUGCUUUUGUUGAUCCACCCACACUAAAGCAUCAGCUCAGUCAGAAGAAAACUGACACGUUUUUGUCUUUGUUUAAGUUUGCAGGAGUACAUAAAGUGGAAUAGCAGAUUGGGACACGAGUGGAUGGAAAGCGAACACCUUUCUUUACAGUAGGGUUGCUGAAAGUCUACUGUAACCUUCUAUUGUAAAGACUCACUAAAUCCGUUUGAAGAUGGCAUCAGAAGAAGAGUAUGAAGAAGAGAUUGUGGAGGAGUACUACUAUGAGGAGGGUCCAACAAUCACCACCUCGACCACCUCAAUGUCUCAUGGUGUUGAGCUUGGACCUGGUGGCCUUCCCAAACGUGCAGUUAGGAAGAAGGUGAAGGUGGACACCUCCAAGUUCAUGACUCCUUACCUGGCACACAGUCAGAAGAUGCUUGACCAGUACAGCCAUAAUAAAUACAGGGAGGCAUAUGAAAAAUCAAAGGGGCAGCCCUAUGACAUUUCGGCUGAAACACCUGAGAUGAUUCGCAUCAAAAAGGCCCAGGAGCAGCUCAGUGAGGUGAAAUACCGUAUGGAAGGACUGAAGGCCAAAACCACCAGCCUUUAUGAUGGUGAGGCUCGUGAGAUUGCCCAUGUGAAGCACGCCACUGAGCUCAUCAGCAAAGUUCUGUACAGGCAAAAAUGGGAUGAGACCAAGGAUAAGUACUUGCUCCCUCCCGAUGCCCCUGAGUUGGUUCUUGCUGUGAAGAAUGCAGCGAAUUACAGCAAGAAACUGUACACAGAGGCAUGGGAUGAUGAUAAAACCAUGUACUAUCCAUACAGUGACAGCCCAGAGCUGCGCAGGGUGGCCAAGGCCCAACAAGUCCUCAGUGAUAUUGUUUACAAGAAGGGCCAUGAUGAGCGCAAGGCAAAGUACACGAGUCUGGCUGAUCCCCCAGAGGUGGAACUGGCCAAGAAAAACUUCACCAAUCGUAGUAAUCUUAAAUAUCAUGAGGAUUACAACAAGAACGUCAAGGGCAAAUGGUGUGAAACCCCUUACUUUGAUAUCGCUGUUGCUAGAAUGGUUAUGGACAACAUCAGCGACAAAAAAUAUACGUCUGCUUUUGAAGACAUGAAAGACCAAAUUUAUUUCAUGCAAACAGACACACCAACAUACGCUUCUAAUAAAAAGGCCCGUGAAGCUGCAAGUACGGUCAAAUAUAAGAAGGACUAUGAGAAGACAAAAGCAGUGUCCGAUUACAACGUUCUCCCUGCUACAGAGAACCCCCUUCUCAGACAGCUGAGAUACGCAGGCACCAUCUUGAGUGAUAAUGUAUAUAAAGCUAAUUAUGAGAAAGCACGGGGAUUCAGCAUCAAUUACUGUGACACUCCCAAAUUCAAGAUGGACAGUGUAUUGAAGAAGUUCAGUGAUGUCCGUUAUAAAGAAAAGUAUGAAAAUGAGGUGAAGGGUCAUUAUGUUGGUAGCUAUGAAGAUAUAUUUACAGUUCACUGCCAGAAGAUGGAAGAAUUGAAGAAUGAUCAAAUCUACAAAGCUGAUUAUGAGGACAUGAAGGCGAGAUGUUUCUUCCCUCAAACUAUGACACCUGAAUAUGAAGCCCAUAAGAAGCUUCUACAAUGUCAAGAUAAAGUUUAUCGUCAACAUCCAGACAAGGUGAAGUUCACACAGGUGACAGACUCACCUGUUCUAAUGCAAGCUGCCAUCAACGCCAAACAGCUGAGCGAUCUCAACUACAAGGAAAAGUAUGAGAAGGAGAAGUUUAAGUGUUACCUCCCUCCUGAUUACCCUUUCUUCAUUCAGUCUAGAGUUAAUGCGUAUAACCUUAGUGAUACGUGUUACAAGUUUGAAUGGGAAAAAACAAAAGCAAAGAAAUUUGAGGUGAAAGGAGAUGCAAUUUCGAUCCUUGCAGCCCGUGCUCACACUAACAUUGCCAGCGAUGUGAAAUACAAGAAGGAAUAUGAGAAGAACAGAGGACACAUGAUUGGGGCCCUCAGCAUCAAAGAUGACCCCAAGAUCAUGCAUUCAGUACAUGUUGCCAAGAUCCAAAGUGAGCGGGAGUACAAGAAAGACUAUGAGAAGAUGAAGACCAAGUACCAUUCUCCACUGGAUAUGAUGCUUGUGACACUUGUUAAGAAAUCUCAGGCCAUUGCCAGCAUGACUGGCUAUAAGAAUAUCCCAAACCGUUACCUCCUCCCGUAUGACAGCAUACCACUGGUCCUGGCAAAGAAUGCCAAUGCUCUUCAGAGUAAUAAUGAAUACAAGUCCGACUACAAUAACUAUGUCAAAGGAACGCCUUGGGUGCCUUACGGCUCCAUGGAAGUUGAGAAAUCCAAGAAAGCAGGGGAGAUCUUAUGUGAGAAAAAAUACAGGCAGCAUCCAGACACCGUACCUUUUACUGCUAUAGAUGACCACCCUCUCCAGCUGCAGGCUAAAGUCAACCAGAUGAUAAGAAGUGAUCUGCACUAUAAGAAAGGUCUGGAUAAAGUCCUUCAGAAAUACUCCCUGCCUCCUGAUGUCCCACAGUUCCUUCAGGCCAGGUGUAAUGCCUACAACAUAAGCGAUAAAUGCUAUAAGCUUGAAUGGCUGAAGACUAUUGCAAAGGGGUAUGAUUUAAAGUCUGACGCCAUCCCUGUAAAAGCUGCGAAGGCAGCAAGACAUGCUGCUAGUGAUGUUCAGUAUAAGAAGAAGUAUAUGAAGGACAGAGGCCACCACGUUGGCUUCCGUAGCCUCCAGGAUGACCCCUUGCUGGUGCACUACAUGGCGGUGGCUAGGAUGCAGAGUGAAAAACUAUACAAAAAGGAUUAUCACAAGGCCAAGCUGAAGUACCAUACACCUGUGGACAUGUUGAGUGUAGCGCAUGCCAAACAUGCCUCAAAGGUUCAGACUUAUGCAGGGUACAAGCAGCAUCUCCAUCAUUACACCCUGCUGCCUGAUGCCAUGAACCUGGAGUUAGCUCGCUCCAUGAACAUCAGCUCCAGUGAUGUCCAAUAUAAACAGGAUUAUGAGAACUAUGUAAAAGGCACUGGCUGGAUCCCCAUUGGAUCUCUGGAUGUUGAAAAAGCAAAGGUUGCUGGUGCAGCUCUCAAUGAGAAGAAGUACAGGCAGCACCCAGACACUAUCAAGUUCACCAGCGUUCUGGACACCCCAGUCAUGGAACAAGCCAAACUGAACGCUAAGCAGCUAAGCGAUAGGCUGUACAAAGCCAGUGGUGAGAAGUUCAUGCACACUUACCUUCUCCCUUCUGAUACACCAGAGCUUCUGCAAGCCAAAUACAACGCUGUCAAUUUCAGCAAGACCUACUAUACCUACGCACACAAGCAGGAUCUUCUGAAAGGACAUCAUAUGAAGCAUGAUGCCAUUCCUGUUGUUGCUGCAAAAUCCUCUAGGGAUAUUGCCAGUGACUACAAGUAUAAGCUUGCAUAUCAGAAGGCUAGAGGUCACCAUGUUGGCUUCCGUAGCCUCCAGGAUGACCCCUUGCUGGUGCACUACAUGGAGGUGGCUAAGAUGCAGAGCGAGAGGAACUACAAGAAGGAUUACCACAAGGCCAAGUUGAAGUACCAUACACCUGUGGACAUGUUGAGUGUCGUGCAGGCCAAAAACGCCUCAAAGGUUCAGACAUAUGCAGGAUACAAGCAGCAUUUCCAUCAUUACACCCUGCUGCCUGAUGCCAUGCACAUUGAACUGGCUCGCAACAUGAUGGAGAUCCAGAGUGAUAAUUUGUACAAAUCAGAUUUCAACUGCAUCUUCAAAGGAGCAGGCUGGGUUCCUAUAGGUUCUAUAGAUGUAGAGAAGGCCAAGGCUGCCAAUAAAGCCCUUGAUGAGAGGUCAUACAGAAUUCACCCCAGUACGCUAAAAUUUACCAGUCUAACAGAUCAGAUGAACAUGGCUUUGGCCAUGAGCAACACAAAACUACAAAAUAAAGCUGCCUACAAAGCCUCCGGAGAGAAAUUUAUGCACACCUACAAUCUACCAGCUGAUGCUCCAGAGUUCCUGCAGGCCAAAUAUAAUGCCCAGACUGUGAGUGAGUCACGCUACAAGGCACAGUGGCUUGUGGACAUUGCCAAAGGCUAUGACAUGAAAGCUGAUGCUAUUCCCAUUGUUGCUGCUAAACAAGGAAGACACAUUGCCAGCAAUUAUCAAUACAAAAAAGCAUAUGAGAAAGCAAAAGGCCACCAUGUUGGCUUCCGUAGCCUCCAGGAUGACCCCUUGCUGGUGCACUACAUGGAGGUGGCUAAGAUGCAGAGCGAGAAGAACUACAAAAAAGAUUACCACAAGGCUAAGCUGAAGUACCAUACACCUGUGGACAUGUUGAGUGUUGUGCAGGCCAAAAUCGCCUCAAAGGUUCAGACUUAUGCAGGAUACAAGCAGCAUUUCCAUCAUUACAACCUGCUGCCCGAUGCAAUGAACCUGGCGUUAGCUCGCUCCAUGAACAUCAGUUCCAGUGAUUUUGAGUACAAGAGUGAGUACAACACCACCAUGAAGGGUCUGGGUUGGGUGCCCAUUGGUUCACUGGCAGUAGAGACCGCAAAGGUUGGGGGAAAGAUCCUGAGUGAUUACAACUAUCGCACUCACCCCUCUAACUACAAGUUCCACAAACUCAUGGAUUCUAUGGACCUCGCAUUGGCUACCGCCAAUAAUAAGAUCAUGGACAAGAAGUCCUACCAUGCUGCCUGGGAAAAGGACAAGCUCAAGAUUCAUGUGAUGCCUGACAGUCCUGAAAUUGUCCUGGCCAAGGCCAAUGCACUGAACAUGAGUCAGAAGCUCUACAAAGCUGGCCUUGAGGAAAUGAAUAAGAAGGGCUAUGACCUCAAACCAGACGCAAUUUCAAUUGUGGCUGCCAAAGCCGGCAGGAAUAUUGCUAGCAAUUACAAGUAUAAACUUGCAUAUGAGAAAGCGAAAGGCCACCAUGUUGGCUUCCGUAGCCUCCAGGAUGACCCCUUGCUGGUGCACUACAUGGAGGUGGCUAAGAUGCAGAGCGAAAGGAACUACAAGAAGGAUUACCACAAGGCCAAGCUGAAGUACCAUACACCUGUGGACAUGUUGAGUGUUGUGCAGGCCAAAAACGCCUCAAAGGUUCAGACAUAUGCAGGAUACAAGCAGCAUUUCCAUCAUUAUAACCUGCUGCCUGAUGCCAUGAACCUGGCUUUAGCUCGCUCCAUGAACAUCAGUUCCAGUGAUUUUGAGUACAAAAGUGAGUACAACGCCACCAUGAAGGGUCUGGGUUGGGUGCCCAUUGGUUCACUGGCAGUAGAGACCGCAAAGGUUGGGGGAAAGAUCCUGAGUGAUUACAACUAUCGCACUCACCCCUCUAACUACAAGUUCCACAAACUCAUGGAUUCUAUGGACCUCGCAUUGGCUACCGCCAAUAAUAAGAUCAUGGACAAGCAAGCAUACACAGAUACUUGGAACAAGGACAAGAUAAAGGUCCAUGUCAUGCCUGACAGUCCUGAAAUUCUUCUUGCAAAGGCUAAUGCAAUCAACAUCAGUGAGAAAGCCUACAAAGCAGGACUGGAAGCCCUAAAGAAGAAAGGUUAUGACCUCAAGGCAGAUGCUGUAUCAGUGGUUGCAGCUAGGACCUCCACAAACAUUGCCAGUGAUUACAAGUACAAAAAGGCGUACAAUAAAGCAAGAGGACAUCAUGUUGGCUUCCGUAGCCUCCAGGAUGACCCCUUGCUGGUGCACUACAUGGAGGUGGCUAGGAUACAGAGUGAUAAACUAUACAAGAAGGAUUACCACAAGUCCAAGCUGAAGUACCAUUCCCCUGUGGACAUGCUGAGUGUUGUUCAUGCUAAGCAGGCUACGGCUGCUCAAACCUUUGCUGGAUACAGGCAGAUCAUUACACAUUAUAAAGUUCUGUCUGAUGCCAUGAACCUAGAGCUAGCCCGCAACAUGCAGGCGAUCGCAAGUGAUAACAUCUACAAAUCUGAGUAUAACAGUUACAUCAAAGGAGUUGGAUGGAUUCCCAUUGGAUCUCUGGAUGUGGAGAAAGCGAAGACUGCUAGCCGGAUAGGCAGCGAGAAACUGUACCGCACACAUCCUAGUAACUUCAAGUUCACUAAAGACAUGGAUUCCAUGGAUCUGGUCCUAGCUACGGCCAACAAUGAAAUCAAAAACAAACAAAAGUAUAUUGCAGCCUGGGAACAGGACAAAACCAACAUUCACAUUAUGCCAGAUUCAAUGGAAGUGGCCCUUGCUCGUCAAAAUAAACUUAACUACAGUGAGAAACUAUACAAACUUGCCAAUGAACAAGCAAAGAAAAAAGGUUACGAUCUACGUGCUGACGCCAUCCCAAUUCAAGCUGCAAAAGCAUCAUGUGCAAUUGCUAGUAAUUACAAGUACAAGACUGGUUAUCGUAAGCAAGUUGGUCAUCACAUUGGAGCCCUCAGCGUCCAGGAUGAUCCUCUGCUCAUGCUGGCCUUGAACUCAGCUAGGAUUGCUAGUGAUGCUCUCUACAAGAAAGACUUCAACAAGUCCAAGACCAAGUUCCACCUCCCAGUGGACAUGUUAUCUUUUGAGUUGGCCAAGAAGAACCAGAUCCAGGUCAAUGAUGCCAAUUACAGAACCUACCUGCACAACUGGACCUGCCUGCCUGACUCCAAUGACGUUGUCCAGGCCAGACAAGUCUAUGACCUCCAGAGUGACGCGGUGUACAAGGCAGAUCUGAAGUGGCUAAAAGGUCUCGGAUGGGUCCCCAUUGGUUCACUUGAUGUUGAGAAAGUGAAAAAGGCUGGAGAAGUCCUAAGUGAAAAAAAGUAUCGUCAGCACCCAAGCAAUUUCAAGUUCACUUGCACAACUGAAGACAUGCCACUGGUCUUGGCCAAAGCCAAUAAUGAAAUUAUGAACAAGUCAAAAUAUAUUGAAGCUUGGAACAAUGAUAAAACAAAGAUUCACAUCAUGCCAGACGCAAUGGACGUGGUUCUUGCAAAGCAAAACAAAGUCAACUAUAGUGAGAAACAAUAUAAACUUGCCAAUGAACUGGCCAAGAAGAAGGGUUAUGAUUUGCGCAAUGAUGCCAUAUCUAUCAUCGCAGCCAGAGCCUCCAGGGACAUUGCUAGUGACUACAAGUACAAGACUGGUUAUCGUAAGCAAGUCGGUCAUCACAUUGGAGCCCGCAGCGUCCAGGAUGAUCCUCUGCUCAUGCUGGCCUUGAACUCAGCUAAGAUUGCUAGUGAUGCUCUUUACAAGAAGGACUUCAACAAGUCCAAGACCAAGUUCCACCUCCCAGUGGACCUGCUGUCUCUUGAGCUGGCCAAGAAAUGUCAGAUCCAGGUCAAUGAUGCCAACUACAGAACCUACCUGCACAACUGGACCUGCCUGCCCGACUCCAAUGAUGUUGUCCAGGCCAGACAAGUCUAUGACCUCCAGAGUGACGCGGUGUACAAGGCUGAUCUGAAAUGGCUUCAAGGUCUCGGAUGGGUUCCCAUUGGUUCAGUAGAUGUUGAGAAAGUGAAAAAGGCUGGAGAAAUUCUGAGUGAAAGGAAGUACCGCCAACACCCAAGCAACUUCAAAUACACCAUGACAACUCAAGACAUGCCGAUGGCCUUGGCUAAAGCCAACAAUGAUGUCAUGAACAAGCAACAAUAUGUUGAUGCAUGGAACAAAGACAAGUCAAAGAUCCAUAUUAUGCCAGAUGCUAUGGACAUUUUACUCGCAAAACAAAACAAGGCCAACUACAGUCUGAAAUUAUACAAGCUUGCAAACGAGGAAGCUAAAAAGAAGGGCUAUGACAUGCGAAAUGAUGCCAUCCCCAUCAAAGCAGCAAAGGCCUCCAGGGACAUUGCCAGUGAUUACAAGUACAAGACUGGUUAUCGUAAGCAAGUUGGUCAUCACAUUGGAGCCCGCAGCGUCCAAGAUGAUCCUCUGCUCAUGCUGGCCUUGAACUCAGCUAAGAUUGCCAGUGACGCUCUCUACAAGAAGGACUUCAACAAGUCCAAGACCAAGUUCCACCUCCCAGUGGACCUGCUGUCUCUUGAGUUGGCCAAAAAAUGCCAAAUCCAGGUCAAUGAUGUCAACUACAGAACAUACCUGCACAAUUGGACCUGCCUGCCCGACUCCAAUGAUGUUGUCCAGGCCAGACAAGUCUAUGACCUCCAGAGUGACGCGGUGUACAAAGCUGAUUUAAAAUGGCUUCAAGGUCUCGGAUGGGUUCCCAUUGGUUCGGUUGAUGUUAAGAAAGUGAAAAAGGCUGGAGAAAUCCUGAGUGAAAGGCAGUACCGUCAGCACCCAAGCAACUUCAAGUUCACUUGCACAACUGAAGACAUGCCUCUGGUUUUGGCGAAAAACAAUGCAAGCAUCAUGAACAAGAAAAGCUAUGUGGAAGCUUGGGAAAAGGAUAAGACCAAGAUCCACGUCAAACCAGAUACAAUGGAGAUAGUGCUUGCUAAACAGAACAAAAUUAACUACAGUGUGAAACAAUAUAAGCUUGCCAAUGAGGAGGCCAAAAAGAAAGGCUAUGACAUGCGUGGUGAUGCCAUUCCUAUAAAAGCAGCUAAAGCCUCUAGGGAUAUCAUCAGUGAUUACAAGUACAAGACUGGUUAUCGUAAGCAAGUUGGUCAUCACAUUGGAGCCCUCAGCGUCCAGGAUGAUCCUCUGCUCAUGCUGGCCUUGAACUCAGCUAGGAUUGCUAGUGAUGCUCUCUACAAGAAAGACUUCAACAAGUCCAAGACCAAGUUCCACCUCCCAGUGGACAUGUUAUCUUUUGAGUUGGCCAAGAAGAACCAGAUCCAGGUCAAUGAUGCCAAUUACAGAACCUACCUGCACAACUGGACCUGCCUGCCCGACUCCAAUGAUGUUGUCCAGGCCAGACAAGUCUAUGACCUCCAGAGUGACGCGGUGUACAAGGCUGAUCUGAAAUGGCUUCAAGGUCUCGGAUGGGUUCCCAUUGGUUCAGUAGAUGUUGAGAAAGUGAAAAAGGCUGGAGAAAUCCUGAGUGAAAGGAAGUACCGCCAACACCCAAGCAACUUCAAGUUCACUUGCACAACUGAAGACAUGCCACUAGUUUUAGCUAAAAAUAAUGCUACUAAUAAUAACAAGAAACUUUACACUGAAGCCUGGGACAAGGAUAAAACCAAAAUCCAUGUUAUGCCUGACUGUAUGGACGUUCUGUUGGCAAAGCAGAACAAUAUAAAUUACAGUGAGAAAAGUUAUAAACUUGCCAACGAAGAAUCUAAGAAGAAGGGCUAUGAUUUGCGCAGUGAUGCUGUUGCUAUCAAAGCAGCUAAGGCAUCCAGGGAUAUCAUCAGUGAUUACAAGUACAAGGCUGGUUAUCGUAAGCAAGUUGGUCAUCACAUUGGAGCCCGCAGUGUCCAGGAUGAUCCUCUGCUCAUGCUGGCCUUGAACUCAGCUAAGAUUGCCAGUGACGCUCUCUACAAGAAGGACUUCAACAAGUCCAAGACCAAGUUCCACCUCCCAGUGGACCUGCUGUCUCUUGAGCUGGCCAAGAAAUGUCAGAUCCAGGUCAAUGAUGCCAACUACAGAACCUACCUGCACAACUGGACCUGCCUGCCCGACUCCAAUGAUGUUGUCCAGGCCAGAAAAGUCUAUGACCUCCGUAGCGAUGCUGUGUACAAAGCGGACAUGGAGUUUAUGACUGGUGUAGGAUGGGUCCCGAUUGGCUCGCUUGACGUCCUGAAAGCAAAGAAAGCAGCUGAGAUUCUCAGCGAGCGACUCUACAGACAGAAACCAGACACAUUUAAAUAUACACAAGACAUGCAGUCCAUGCCUUUGGUGCUUGCCAAGGCAAAUGCCCAAGUUAUGGAUCAGCAUCAAUAUCAUGCAGCAUGGGAGCGUGACAAGAUCAAGAUCCAUAUCCCUCCUGAUACCCCAGAGAUUGUGCUCUCAAGUGCUAAUGCAUUGAACAAUAGUAGGAAACUGUACAGACAAGCAGUUGAGGACAUCUUCAGGAAAGGCUAUGACCUCAAACCUGAUGCUGUCGCCAUCAAAGCUGCUAAAGCAUCCAGAGAAAUUAUUAGUGAUUACAAGUACAAGACUGGUUAUCGUAAGCAAGUUGGUCAUCACAUUGGAGCCCGCAGUGUCCAAGAUGAUCCCUUGAUCAUGCUGGCCUUGAACUCAGCUAAGAUUGCCAGUGACGCUCUCUACAAGAAGGACUUCAACAAGUCCAAGACCAAGUUCCACCUCCCAGUGGACCUGCUGUCUCUUGAGCUGGCCAAGAAAUGUCAGAUCCAGGUCAAUGAUGCCAACUACAGAACCUACCUGCACAACUGGACCUGCCUGCCCGACUCCAAUGAUGUUGUCCAGGCCAGGAAGGUCUACGAUCUUCAGAGUGAUGCUGUGUAUAAGGCUGAUAUGGAAUGGAUCAGAGGUACAGGAUGGGUUCCGAUAGGCUCAGUUGAUGUAGAGAAGGCUAAAAAGGCUGCUGAGAUUCUGAGUGAAAGGAAGUACCGACAGUAUCCAAGCAACUUCAAGUAUACAAGCAAGACAGAUGCCAUACCUUUUGCUCUUGCCCAGGCUAAUGCCAAGAUCAUGGACAAGAAUGCAUAUGUUGAUGCCUGGAAUAAGGAGAAGAUCCAUAUCCAUGUCAUGCCAGACACCCCUGAGAUCAUUCUUGGAAAACAAAACAAACUCAACACAAGCAUUAAAUAUUACCGUCAAGACUAUGAGAACAGCCUUAAGAAGGGCUACUUCCUGCCUAAGGAUGCUGUCGCAGUGAAAUCUGCCAAGGCCUCCAGAGACAUCAUUAGUGAUUACAAGUACAAAGUUGGAUACAGGAAGCAGCAAGGGCACCACAUUGGAGCCCUUAGCAUCCAUGAUGAUCCCUUGAUCAUGCUGGCCUUUAACUCAGGCAAGAUUGCUAGUGAUCUUCUGUACAAGAAAGAUUUCAACAAGUCCAAGACCAAGUUCCACCUCCCAGUGGACCUGCUGUCUCUUGAGCUGGCCAAGAAAUGUCAGAUCCAGGUCAAUGAUGCCAACUACAGAACCUACCUGCACAACUGGACCUGCCUGCCCGACUCCAAUGACGUCGUCCAGGCCAGGAAGGUCUAUGAUCUGCGCAGUGAUGCUGUAUACAAAGCUGAUCUUGAGUGGAUCCGUGGAUGUGGCUGGAUGCCGCAAGGAUCUAUUGACGUGCUCAAAGCCAAGAAUGCUCAGGCUAUCCUUAAUGAGAAACUGUACCGCCAGCCUCCCAGCUCUGUCAAGUUCACAAGUGCUGUGGACCUGCCUGCUAUUGUUCUGGCCAAGCAAAAUGCUGACAUCCUCAGCGAUAGGAAAUACAGAGAAGCAUGGGAAAAAGAUAAGACAUCAAUCCACAUUAUGCCAAAUACACCUGCCAUUGAGUUGUCCAGAGCCAAUGCCAUUGCCGUCAGCAAUAAAAUGUAUACCAAAGACUGGGAUACUACGAAAGCAAAGGGAUACCACAUCAAAGAGGAUGCCGUGUCUGUGAUCAAGGCUAAAGUCUCCAGAGAUAUAGCCAGUGACUACAAGUACAAGGCUGGUUACCGUAAGCAAGUUGGUCAUCACAUUGGAGCCCGCAGCGUCCAGGAUGAUCCUCUGCUCAUGCUGGCCUUGAACUCAGCUAAGAUUGCCAGUGACGCUCUUUACAAGAAGGACUUCAACAAGUCCAAGACCAAAUUCAACCUCCCAGUGGACCUGCUGUCUCUUGAGUUGGCCAAAAAAUGCCAGAUCCAGGUCAAUGAUGCCAACUACAGAACCUACCUGCACAACUGGACCUGCUUGCCCGACUCCAAUGAUGUUGUCCAGGCCAGGAAGGUCUAUGAUCUGCGUAGUGAUGCUGUGUAUAAGGCUGACCUGGAGUGGCUCAGGGGAUGUGGAUGGAUUCCCCAUGAGUCUGUUGAAGUUGUCAAAGUGAGGAAUGCCCAAAAGAUUCUGGCUGAAAGAGGCUACCGUGUGAAACUGGAUGAGCAGAAAUAUACAACACCCAUUGAAAGAGUUGACUUUGUGUGCUCCAAAAAUGCUGCUGAUGUGCUCAAUGAGGCUAAGUACCGUGAGGCCUGGCACCAGGACAAGACUAAAUACACGUUGACAGACUCUCCAGUUUUGGCUACAGCCAGGGAAGUAGCCAAAAUGUACCACCCGCAUUUCUACACCAAAAGCUGGGACAAGACCAAGUCCACAUCAUACUUCAUGCCCGGAGAUGCGGUUCCGAUUAAACAAUGCAUUCAGACCUCAAAAGUACAGAGUAAUUACAAGUACAAGGCUGGUUAUCGUAAGCAACUUGGUCAUCACAUUGGAGCCCUGAGCGUCCAGGAUGAUCCUCUGCUCAUGCUGGCCUUGAACUCAGCUAGGAUUGCUAGUGACGCUCUCUACAAGAAAGACUUCAACAAGUCCAAGACCAAGUUCAACCUCCCAGUGGACAUGCUAGCAUUUGAACAUGCAAAGAAAUGCCAGAUCCAAGUCAAUGAUGACAACUACAGAACUCGCUUGCACCAGUGGACAUGCUUGCCUGAUCAAAAUGACGUCAUUCAGGCCCGUAAAGCAUAUGACUUAGCCAGUGACAAUGUCUACAAAGCAGAUCUGGAAUGGUUACGUGGUUGUGGAUGGGUGGCUGCUGAUUCUGUGGAUCAUGUCAAAGUCCGAAAAGCACAACAGGUUCUGAAUGAUAGACUUUACAAGAAGGAUGCUAAGGAAAACUUUGGCAAAUUUACCCACAUUGUGGAUCGCCCUGAGGUUGUUCUUGCAAAGGUUAACGCCUUUAACCUCAGCGAUCUGAAGUACAAAGAAUCAUUUAACCUGGAGAAGGGCCACUACAUUGGAUCUGAUGAUACACCACAACUGGCUCACUGUAGAGAGGUCGCAAAUAUGAUCAGUGAGAAAUUGUACAAAGUCAGCUGGGAUGAGAGCAAAGCCACCGGCUAUCAGCUGAACCAUGAAUAUAUACCAGUACAACAAGCCAAGAGGACCAGAGACAUGAUCAGUAAUUAUAAGUACCUUGGUACUCAUGAGAAAGCCAAAGGCCACUACAUGGCUUCAACACUGGCUGACUUCCCUGAGGUGAUUCGCUUUGGUCAAAUUGAGAAAAUGAAAAAUCUGAGAGACUACCACAAAGCCUACAAUGAAACCAAAACUAAGCUCCACAUUCCUGCUGAUAUGAUCAGCCAUGUGGUUGCCAAGAAAUGCCAGGAAAUCCUGAGUGAUGUUCUAUACCGUACACACCUGCACCAGUGGACAUGCCACCCUGAACAGAAUGAUGCCAUCCGUGCACGCAAGGCCAAUGAGAUCUUGAGUGAUGUGUUCUACAAAGAUGACCUGAACUGGAUGAAGGGCAUUGGCUGUUACUCCUGGGACACUCCUGAGAUUGUACGUGCCAAGAAGUCAUAUGAGCUGCAGAGUGAUAUUAAAUAUAAGGCAGAAGGCAAAAAGGAGUGGAACAACUACUCCAUUGUGACAGACACACCUGUAUAUGUGACUGCUGUCCUGGGCCACACUUGGGCCAGUGAGCUGAACUACAGAGAGGCAUAUCAUAAGGAGAAACACAUUUACACCACUGUUCUGGACACCUGUGACUACGCAAGAUGCUGUAACCUGAAGGAGAUCUACAGCACCAAAGCCUAUUCUGCGGCUUGGGACAAGGUCAAGGCCAAGAGCUACAGCAUCCCUCACGAUUCCCAUGCCUUAGUCCAUGCCAGACAACAGAAGGUCAUCCUGAGCAAUAAUAAAUACAAGGAAGAUUAUGAGAAGUUCAAGACCCUGUACAGCCUGCCUAAGUGUCUUGAGGACGACCCUGCUACUGCAAGAUGUAUCAAAGCUGGAAAACUGGUUCUGGAUCGCCUGUACAAAGACAAAUAUGAGAAGACCAAGGCAAAGGUCCAUGUACCUCCCGACAUGCUUGACAUUGUAUCCGCACGCAGUACUCAGAAGACUGUCAGUGGGGUUGACUACCGUAAAUAUCUGCACCAGUGGAUCUGCCUGCCUGACAUGCAGGUGUACGUGCACGCCCGGAAGGUCAACGAGCAACUGAGUGACAUCUUCUACAAAGAUGACCUCAACUGGUUGAAGGGUAUUGGCUGCUAUGCUUGGGACACUCCUGAGAUUCUUCGUUGUAAGCAAUCUAUGAAACUGCAGAGUGAAAAUCUUUACAGAGCUAAGGGAAUCGAGCACUUUAAGGACUACACUGUGGUCACGGACACCCCUGUCUAUGAAACAUGCAAGCAGAGCGCUAAGAACUUGAGCGAGCUUAACUACCGUCAUGACUACGCCACAAACGUCAUGGGUAAAAACACCGCUCCCGCUGUGACCGUCGAUACAGAAAGGGCCCGUCAAGCCAACUACAUCCAGAGCGACAACUUCUACAAAGAGGCCAAUAAUAUGUUUAUGCCCACCGGUUACACUCUGCCCUAUGACACUCCCUUAAACAAACAGGCCAAGGCCAACAGCAUAAUCACCAGCAAUAUGAAGUACAAGGAAGCCUAUGAGCAGAUGAAAGCCAGGAACUACAAACUAGAUCCUGAAGGUGUAAACUUUGUCACCAUCAGGAAGGCUAACAAGGUCACCAACCAACGACUGUAUCGUGAGAAAUAUGAGAAGGAAAAGGACAAGAUCCACUCUGAGUAUAACACACCAGAGAUCCGACAGGUUAAGGCCACUCAACAUGCAGUCAGUGAUCUGUGCUAUAAGGAGAAGUACUACAACAGCAGAGGAACUCUUCUGUCCAUGCCCAUCACCCCAGAGCUGAUGCACUGCUUCCACGUCAACGAGAUCAACAGUGAUCUGAAAUAUAAAGAGGAUCUGCAUUGGCUGAGAGGUAUUGGCUGCUUUAUGGUGGACUCCCCUGAGAUGGUCCGAAUCCGUGAGAUCACCAAGUUUAGAAAAUCCUAUGACAUUGAUGCCAAGAAGAACUAUUCCAACUUCAGUGUAGUCCUGGACACACCAGAGUACAAGCGUGUGACUGAACUCAAGACCCACAUGAGUAAUAUUGUGUACCGAGCUGAGGGCAAUAAGGAAAAGACUAAAUGUACCACUACUGUGGAUGGCCUGGAAAUUAAGAGAGCCAAGUGGGCACAGAGUCUGACCAACAAGUUCCAGUACAUUGAUCUGGCAUCCAAGGAGAGGGCCUUCUUCACCCCAGAAUCACACACUCCCAUCUUGGAUCACGCCCGUUCCAUGAAAGUGGUGUACAGUGAGAAAAAGUACAAGGAACAGUAUGAGAAGAUGAAGCACAAGUAUACUCCCAUCCAUGACACACCAAUCCUGGUUCGUUCCAAGAAAGCCUACCUCAAUGCCAGCGAUCUGCGCUACAAGGAGACCUUUGAGCUGUCUAAGGGACACUACCACGCUGACAAGGACGCCCUGGAUAUUCUCUGUGCCAAGAGAGUCAGAGAAGACAUCAGUGAGGUCAAAUACAGGGAGAAGUACAUCAGCACAUUGGGCACCUGGAAGUCUAUCCCCGACCGCCCUGAGUUCUUCCACAGCAAGAUUGUGAGGGACUGCAUCAGUGACAUCAAGUACAAAGAGGAUCUUGACUGGAUCAAGGGCAUCGGUUGCUACGUGUGGGACACACCUGCAAUGGUGCAUGCUGAACACAACAAGGCCCUCUACAGUGAAAGACUCUACAAAGCAUCAUUCGAGAAGAACAGAGCCAACUUCAAGUACACAUGUGACACACCAUUCUUUGAGGCUGCCAAGAACGCUUCACUUUUGAUCAAUGAUGGAAAAUAUAAAUUCAAGGCCAAGGAGUUACUCAAGAGCGGCUGCAAUGAACUGCGCCGUCCUGACAUUCUUGUAGCCAUGUACAACUCUGGCAUGUGGAGUAAGUGGAAGUACAGAGAGCAUUAUGAACGUGCCAAGUCGAAGUACACCGCAGUGCUGGAUACCCCUAAUUAUCAAGUUGCCAAGCGCAGCAAGCAGAUCAGCGAUAUCAUUUAUAAGAUGGAAUACAACAAGACCAAAGCAACAAGUUACACUCUUGGACAUGACACUCCCAUGAGCCAGCACACGAAGAAGGUCAAGGAGAUCACCAGCAAUCUGAAAUACAAGGAAGUGUAUGAAAGAAACAAGGCUCACAUCAACAUAGCACCUGACGCUCACGACAUUCGUGCCGCCAAGGAAGCCUACAAGAACAUCAGCAAUCUUGACUACAAGAAGAAGUAUGAGGCCACCAAGAACAAAUGGAUAUGGACUGUGGACAGACCUGAUUUUAUUCAUGCAGCUAAGAACAGCUUCCAGCAGAGUGAUGUUGAGUACAAGUACGAUAAGGAAAUGUUGAAGGGCUGUGUAAUGUCUGUUCCUGAUGAUAAAUACACCAUUCUGGCUAAGCAGAACACUGAGCUCGCCAGCGAUGUGAAAUACAAGGAGAAGUAUGAGAAGGCCAAGGGCCAUUACAUUGCUGUCCAUGACACUCCUCAAAUCCUUCAUGCUAAAUCAGUGGCUAAACUUGUGUCUGAGACCAAAUACAAGGAGGCCAGCAAAAAGGAUCUCCAGUCAGGCGGCUUCACCACUCUUGCUGAAACCCGCGAGACUGCCCACAGCAAAGAGGUUGCCAAAAUCACAAGUGCUAAAUUGUACAAGCAGAAGUUUGAGAAGGAGAAAGGCAAGUCUAAUUACAACCAAAUGAUUGCUCCUCCUGAUGUGCAACAUGCCAUGGAAGUGGCCAAGAACCAAAGCAAUAUCGCCUAUAAGCAGGAGGCUAAAGCCAAGUUGACGUACACUUUGGUUGCUGACCGCCCAGACAUCAGGAAAGCCACUCAAGCUGCUAAGCUUGUCAGUGAGAUCGGAUACCGUGAUAAGGCUCGCCAGGAGGCCAGCCGUGGUGGAACGCUGCUUGGCCGUCCUGAUAUCACCCUGGCCACUGAGGUGUCCAAACUGACUAGUCAGGUGAAGUACAAGGAGAAGUUUGACAAGGAGAUGAAAGGAAAGAGACCACAGUAUGAUUUGAAGAACAGCAAGAUUUACCAGACUCUGAAGGAUGCCAAUGAACUUGCAAGCGAGGUGAAGUACAAAGGUGACCUGAAGAAGAUUCACAAACCUGUUACGGACAUGGCAGAGUCUCUGUCCAUGCAGCACAACCUGAGCACUAGCAAGCUGUCCAGUGACUACCAGUACAAGAAGAAGUUUGAGGAGAGUAGGGGUCACUACCAUAUGAUACCCGACACACCUGAGCAGCUUCACCACAAAGAGGCCUCAGAGCUGCAGAGUCAAGUGAAGUAUAAGGAGAAAUAUGAGAAAGAAAGAGGCAAAGCCAUGCUGGACUUCGAGACUCCUACUUAUGUAACUGCUAAGGAGGCUCAGCAUCUCCAGAGUCAGAAAGAGUAUAAGAAGGACUUUGAGAUGACAAUGAAAGGAAAGAACCUCUCUGGGUUGGAGGUCACCCCUGCCAUGAUGCAUGUCAGACACGCCACGAAAAUUAUUAGCGAGAGAGAGUACAAGAAAGCACUGGAGCAAGAGAUCAAGGGAAAAGGCAUGUUGGCUUUGGCUACUGACACUCCAGACUUCUUGAGGGCAAAGAAUGCCACAGAAAUCCUCAGUCAGGCCAAGUACAAGCAGAAUGCUGAGCAUGACAGAGCCACAUACACCACAGUCAUUGACACCCCUGACAUCCUCCACGCUCAGCAGAUCAGGAACAUUGUGAGCCAGAAAAAGUACAAGGAGGAGGCUGAAAAGACUAUGUCCCACUAUGUGCCUGUGUUGGACACUCCUGAGAUGCAAAGAGUGCGUGAGAACCAGAAGAACUUCAGCACUCUUCAGUACCAGAUUGACCUUAAAAACAGUAAGGGCAAAGUUUCAGCAGUAAAGGACACCCCUGAAAUGCUUCGUGUUAAAGAAAAUACAAAGAAUUUCAGCUCGAUCCAGUACAAGGAGGAGCUUGGGCAAGGAACAGCCAUAUCUGAAACCCCUGAGAUGGAGAGGGUUAAACGCAAUCAGGAGGCUGUUAGCACGAUUAAAUACAGGGAUUCCCUAAGGCAAGGCAUAUCUAUAGCCGACCUUCCUGAGGUGAAGCGUGUACGGGAAACUCAGAAGAACAUCAGCUCGAUCCAAUACAAGGAAGAUUUGGGAGUAGGAACAGCUAUUUCAGAAACCCCAGAGACGGAGAGAGUUAAACGCAAUCAGCAAAAUAUUAGCACGAUAAAAUACAAGGAUUCGCUGGGUCAAGGCACAGCCAUACCGGACCUCCCCGAGAUGAAGCGGGUCAAAGAGAAUCAGAAGCACAUCAGCUCGGUCUUGUAUAAGGACCUUUCUGUGAAGGGAACGCCUGUGGUGUUCACACCAGAGAUGGAGAGGGUCAAACGGAACCAAUUGCAGAUUAGCUCGGUUCUGUACUCGGACAGCUUCCGUAAGCAGGUGCAGGGUAAGGCCGCAUUUGUGCUGGACACCCCUGAGAUGAGACGUGUUAAAGAAACUCAGCGUAUCGUCUCUGGAGUCAGAUACCACCAGGACUUUGAGAAGAGCAAGGGCAGCUUCACCCCCACCAUCUCUGACCCUGUCACUGAGCGCGUGAAGAGGAACACCCAGGACUUCAGUGACAUCAGCUACCGCGGCAUCCAGAGACGUGUGGUGGAGAUGGAGAGGAGACGUGCAGAGGAGCACGAUCAAGAGACCACCACUGACCUGCGUGUGUGGCGCACAAACCCCGGCUCUGUCUUUGACUAUGACCCUGCUGAGGACAACAUACAGUCCAGAAGUCUUCACAUGAUGUCAGUCCAAGCCCAGCGCCGCAGUAAGGAGCACUCCCGCUCCACCAGCGCAAUGAGUGGCGUGGGCGAUGAGAAGUCAGAGAUGUCUGAGAAUGUGGACCACCAUGCAUCCCUCUACAGCAAUGGCUUUGGUGUCUCUGCUUUACACGGUUACUCACAGACCAAGACUGUUGAGGUUCAGCAGAGAUCCUCCUCUGUGGCAACACAACAGACCACUGUUUCUUCUGUCCCCUCGCAUCCUUCAACCACUGGAAAAACCGUCCGUGCCAUGUAUGACUACUCUGCUGCAGACAAUGAUGAGGUGUCCUUCAAGGACGGUGACGUCAUUGUGAACGUGCAGGCCAUCGAUGAGGGUUGGAUGUAUGGCACUGUGCAGCGUACUGGAAAGACCGGUAUGCUGCCCGCCAACUAUGUGGAAGCCAUCUGAAUACAACUACUGUCCUCUCAAACACCCUGUGGAUGAGGGAGUUUGAUAUUCACUCAAGACGGGAAAAAAACGAUUUAAUGUGUACUAAUGUUAGUCAAAGUAGUUAUGCUGCCGUUUGUCCUCAUUACUAUUACUACAUGUGCCCAUGUCACAAAGUCUAUUGUGGUUGUGGCAUGAGAAACUGACAAAUUAUACAUAUUUAAGUCACAGACAAUUGUAUUUAUCUUUGUUGUUCUAUUCUAGCAGUUAAGUAACCAUUAUUUUUUGUAUAUUGCAAUCACACUCCAUUCAAAGAAGUUUUAACGUUGAAACAUUUGCAGAACGAGAGAUGGGCUCAUGGUUCACUAUACGUGAAAAGGAAAACCAGAAAUUCUGUGUUUUAUAAAAACUGAACAGAGGCACUAAGGUUGCCACAUGAAAAUGAAAAAGGAAAAAAAAAAACUUGAAAAUGUCGAGGACAGGCCACCAGUUCCUCUAAAGUGAAAAUGCCUUGAUGUUAAAAACAAGCCUCCUCCCUCGCUGAAGGCUGGCCAUUAUUUGCAUGUUUUGUUUCUUUGAUUCUGUAGGUGUGGGGUUUGAGGAAGGUGUAUACCUUGAAUCAGUAGCUAAUAAAGCACACCACGCUUUCUGCAGUCAA
This is a messenger RNA of Sinocyclocheilus anshuiensis, 19729 nucleotides long. Its product is annotated as nebulin-like. NCBI's taxonomy places the organism in Eukaryota, Metazoa, Chordata, Actinopteri, Cypriniformes, Cyprinidae. Gene Ontology annotation, molecular function: actin filament binding. Gene Ontology annotation, cellular component: Z disc. The record is from RefSeq and is a predicted model, not a curated record. The coding region runs from base 295 to 19092 and encodes 6265 amino acids. The transcript is spliced from 138 exons. Gene Ontology annotation, biological process: cardiac muscle thin filament assembly.